AUGGUCACUGAAACUGCAAAAGACAAUCCGAAGGCCGAUUAUUUCCCACCCGAAGCGAGCGAUUGCCCCAACUCCCCCCUCUCCUUUUCCUCCGAAGACGGCCAGCUAAGCAGGAGCCGCGACACCCAGACCACCAGCGGCAGCAUCAUCCCGGAGGACAGCGGCAGCAUCCAGGCCCUGGUCACCUCAUCCGCAGCCGCCGCCAGCAUCAUGACAUCAGGGGAGUUCGUGCAGACCGCUCCCCUGCUGGCGCACAAAUCCAAGAGGAGCAUGCUGUACAAGGCGCUGUGCUUCCUCCUCCUCAUCUUCCAGGGCGGCGUUCUGGAUUUCUACCUCAUCAUCUUCACGGACCUGUACUGGUGCUCGUGGAUAGCCACGGACCUCGUGGUGAUUUCGGGCUGGGGGAUUUUCUUCAUGAAGAACGCCCGGAGUAAGAGGGAGCGGGCCUGCGGCUUUCACCAGAAAAGCUCCAUUUUCGGCUGCAACCUCGGAGAGUUCACCUACGCCUACCUUGCAUGGCUCAUCUACGUCAUCGCCUGCACCCCUAAGGUGGUGCUCAUCCUGGAGACCUCCAUCCUGGAGCUGAUCACGUUAAAGGUCCCGUUCGGAGCGACCGGCUUCAAAAUCGUCAUGCUGCUGUCUGCGCCGCUGCUCUUCUGCCUCAUCAACUCCAUCAUCGAGGACCUGAACGGUUCGACGCGGCACCACUCCCAGAGCUGCUUCAUGGGCACCUGUCUGGACCUGCUGGACAGCUUCACGCUGGUGGAGAUGCUGCUAAGGAACGAGAUCCCCACGCUUUACCUGAAGUACACCGUGAUCUCGGUGUACUUUGUGGCCCUGGCCGUGCCGGUGGUCUGGCUGUAUGAGCUCACGGCGUCCGAGCUGCGCUGCAGGUGGCUGUGGGCCCGUUUCUCCACGGGCCUGGUGGUUAAUGCGCCCCUGCUGGUGGUCAGGUGUUUCCAGGUCUACAUCUACAAGAUGCCGGUGUCGGUGUUCAUGUUCAAAAACAUCUUCUUUUUGGCCUGUAAGCUGCUGGAGCUGCUGGAGCAGUGUGUGGCGUUCCGUGGAGUCCGCAGGCUGGCUGGCGGCAGCAACCCGGCCCAGUUCUCCCACUGCGUGUCCGAGAACGACAUGUGUCCGCACGGGUAUGUCAAUACUCUGGCUGUGGCUCAGUCCUAGAGCCGUGGCGGCCGUCUCUGCCUGUGACGGCAGGACAGACAUAGCUGGAACCUGGAAAAUCCCAAAUACAACCGAGUCUCUGCCUCGGGGUGCUGGCUUUUGGAUUCACGUCCACACGACAAGCAAAGCAGCAGGAAAAGCCGAGG
Messenger RNA from Oreochromis aureus, 1325 nucleotides. It is a transcript of the gene tmem121b, whose product is annotated as transmembrane protein 121B. The record is from RefSeq and is a predicted model, not a curated record. The transcript has a single exon. Lineage: Eukaryota; Metazoa; Chordata; Actinopteri; Cichliformes; Cichlidae. The coding region runs from base 1 to 1179 and encodes 392 amino acids.